AUGGAAACCACCUUGGUCAGCUGCGCCCUCCUCGUCCCCUUGAUCAUUUCUGCCGAUAAGUCCUCUUUGUCUUCAUCAGAAAACGCAGCUUCCAGUAGUCCCGUUCAAGUCAUUACAGCAAUUUUGCGAAUUCUCGGCGAAAAAGUGGCCUUUGAACAUUUUUAUCGAUCAAAUCUGAAUUCUGACAAGAAGAAAGAUGAGUUUCUGCCGGUUCUUUUUCGGAUUCUCGGGAAGAUGCUUGAUGGAUACGAAGAAACGAUGGAAAAUGAUGAGGAAAGAAGAUUGGUUUUUAUAUUUGGUCAUUGUUUAGGAAAUUUCCUGCUGUCAUUGUUGGGCCGAAUAGAAAUGACCACAGAUUUGUGGAAACAAACGAUUGUUCUGUCCUCAAGAAUCUGUCUCGGCCCCGAUUUUCAAAUGGAAUCUUGGGUACUCCCGCCUUCUGAUAUCAGAAAAACCUCGCUGGGGAUUAUUUUGGAUUUGAUAAAGACGGACAAAGAGACCGAAGAAGUUUCAAAGGAAAAUAUCUCAAAGUUGGAGAGAGACUUCCUCAACAGCAUCGUUUGGCUCUUUUCGAAGGGAAAAGGAGAUGUGAAGUAUGUUCUGCUCGUCAAUCAAAUUCUUUCUGAGUGGGUGCAAAAGAACAUAAACGACCACCCAGAAGGUCACAAAUUCGUCUCCCGCCUCACUGGAGCAAUGAAGCUGCUGCUCGACUACCGCGACUGUGGUGACAAUCGAGUCGCUCAAAUCGCCGGUCUCGUCAAUCUCGCGCAGUUCUUCUUUCGCUGCUCGAGAGUCGACCUCUACCGCGAUUAUCUAUUCAAGCUUUAUGAUGUGCAACUCGGGCAGAACGCGAGACUCGAAGCGGCAAACUGCUUGACGAAAAUAAACGAAACCUUGAAAUUCGAAGAAACGAGCGCCGCCGGCGAAAAAUUUUCAGAAGACUGGGCGAGGAAAAUGUUCCCUGAGGCGAGUACAGAACCGGAAGUGAAGGAACUACUCAUCGCAGAGACGAUUUCAAUGAUGGAGGACGCGAAAGAAUUCUCCAAAGCGAUCCAGCUUUGCUCUGCUCUCGAGUCAUAUUAUUCCGAGUUGGAGGAUUCCGCCCAAAUCGCAGAUAUUCUCCGAAUAAGAUCUGGCCUUAUCGCCCGAGCGCCUCAAUCAGAAACCGCCUAUUCCUUCUUUUACCUCGGUUUUUGGGGAAAUGGUUUUCCCAAGAACUUUCAAAACGUCCAGAUGAUCGCGAGAGGGGAAGAAUUAGAAAGACUGGAGGAUUUUCAAGAGUCGGUGCUUGAAUGGUUUCCGAAUGCGAAAUUGAUCCUCAACUCCGACCUGAUUUCCGAAGAGAUCAAAAAGAGUCAAGAAAUGCAUGUGCAGAUUUUUCCUGUCAAGGCAAAGCCCUUUCAUGGUGAUGCCCACGGAUUGAGGCAAUUUGAACACAGGAAGAAAUUUUCCAAAUCACCAGGAAUCGAAAACGCCGCUGUCGAGGAAAAAACCUUCAUCACAGUCGAUUCCCUCCCUGGAGUCUCAACCCAUGUCAAAAUCGGUCACGUGACCACCAUCACCCGGCAACCAAUCGAAGUCGCUCUUGAAGCGAUAAGGUCGAAGAACGAGGAAAUCAAGAAAACUGUCAAAACUAUCCUCACUUCAAACGGCGACAAUGGUCACUUAGGAAUGCUCCUGCAAGGAACGAUCGACGCAAGAGUCAACGGAGGGUUGAAAAUCUACGAAGAUGCAUUUUUGAACGAAAAUAGCGAAAUUCCUUCCGAGUUCCAGAAGCAGCUGAAAAAAGUGAUCCGGGAUCAGAUUCCUAUUCUCGAAAAAGCGCUUGUUCUUCACGGCAAAAACAUUUCUUCUUCCCUCCUCCCUCUUCACAAAAACCUUUUGGAGAUGUUCGAAAAGAUGAAGUCUGAAAUCAUUUCAAAAUACGGCGCUGGCGAACCUUGGGAACUUCCAGUAAGAAGAAGAUGUUUGAGAAAAAUCCGCGAUCCAGAGGAAUUCUCGAUCGAAAGUUGCUCUAGCUCUGAAAUCAGAAAAACAGAAGCUGGAAACAAUCGAAAGACAAGGCCGGUCAGUUGGAUGGAAUCGACGCAUAAUAUCGCGCUCUCAGCUUACGGCGGAUCGGAACAAUCCCUCUCCGAGCGUGGCCGGCGGCGAAGGUCAAAACCGACCGAAUGGUUCAGCCAGCUCCUCGGCUCGCAAAAGAAUCUAAACGCCUUGGACAAAUCGCAACAGAUGGUUCUCCAAGAGAAUAUUCAAAACAUCCGCCCAAGGAGGCCUUGCUCGUUACCAAGAUCGCCGAAGCUCAAUGGAGAGCGCUCGCCGAAACCUGAGAAGAGUCAAAAAAUGAAAGUUAAAAAUAUUCCACUGAGAUGA
Molecule: messenger RNA, 2373 nt
Organism: Oikopleura dioica
Lineage: Eukaryota; Metazoa; Chordata; Appendicularia; Copelata; Oikopleuridae
Source: the annotation of a GenBank genome assembly